Molecule: messenger RNA, 5884 nt
Organism: Carcharodon carcharias (great white shark)
Lineage: Eukaryota; Metazoa; Chordata; Chondrichthyes; Lamniformes; Lamnidae
Gene: cps1
Product: carbamoyl-phosphate synthase 1, mitochondrial
Exons: 38
Coding region: 103-4611 (1502 amino acids)
Biological process (GO): L-glutamine metabolic process; 'de novo' pyrimidine nucleobase biosynthetic process; L-arginine biosynthetic process
Cellular component (GO): cytoplasm; carbamoyl-phosphate synthase complex
Molecular function (GO): ATP binding; metal ion binding; carbamoyl-phosphate synthase (glutamine-hydrolyzing) activity
Source: RefSeq, a predicted model, not a curated record
CUGGCCGUUUGCUGAAUUCUGCCAGGGGAGGAACAAGAGAUUCGAAAGAAACUAAAGUAAAAUUUAAAAGAAGUUGAAUCAGUUUAUAUUCCCAAUUCGAAAAUGACCAAGAUACUAAGAGCGUGUAACUUAUUCAAAUCCCUCAAACAUGGCAUUACAGCUUGCAAUCGUAUACAGCGGCCGGUGUGGAGUUUGGGCAAAUCAGGAGUCCGAAUAUUCAGCAGCAAGGCACAGACAGCACAUGUGAUUCUUGACGAUGGAACAACAAUGAAAGGAGUGUCAUUUGGGUAUCCUCACUCAACUGCAGGAGAAGUCGUUUUCAACACAGGAUUGGUUGGCUAUCCUGAGACGUUGACAGACCCAAGCUAUAGAGGACAAAUCCUGGCUCUCACAUCCCCCAUGGCAGGAAACUAUGGGGUGCCAGAUACAAAGAAAUUGGAUGAAUUGGGGUUAAUGAAAUAUGUUGAGUCUGAAUUUAUCCAGGUUUCUGGAUUACUAGUGCAGGAUUACAGCCAUGACUAUAGUCAUUGGAACUCUGUUAAAUCACUCGGCGAGUGGUUACAUGAAGAAAAGAUCCCAGCCCUUUACGGGAUAGACACCAGAAUGCUCACCAAGAUUGUCCGGGAUAAGGGAACAAUUCUUGGUAAAAUUGAGUUUGAAGGUGAUCCUGUAGAAUUUGUAGAUCCCAACCUACGAAAUCUGAUGGCAGAAAUAUCAACCGAGGAAAUUAAAGUCUAUGGGAAAGGGAAUCCGAUCAAAAUCGUCGCAGUAGACUGUGGUAUAAAGCACAACAUAAUCCGACUUCUUGUGAAGAGAGGUGUUGAAUUACAUUUGGUUCCAUGGGAUUAUGAUUUUACUAAUAUGGAGUAUGAUGGACUCUUCCUAUCCAAUGGCCCAGGAGAUCCCACAUUGGCAAAACAGUUGGUUGCAAACGUACACAAGGUAAUUAAAAGCAAUCGUCCUGAGCCGAUGUUUGGUAUCUGUAUGGGGAACCAGCUGACUGCAUUAGCUGCUGGUGCCAAUUGCUACAAAUUGCCAAUGGGAAACAGAGGACAGAACCAGCCUGUGAUGAAUGUAAUGAAUGGCCAGGCAUUCAUCACUGCACAGAAUCAUGGAUAUGCCAUCGACAGUUCAUCCCUGCCAGAAGGAUGGAAGGCAAUGUUUGUAAAUGCUAACGAUGGCACCAAUGAGGGAAUCGUACAUGAGAGCAAACCCAUUUUUACUGCACAGUUCCAUCCAGAGGCAAAGGGAGGACCAACAGAUACUGAAUUCUUGUUUGAUGCUUUUAUUUCGCUAAUCAAAAAAGGAAAAGGAACCAGCAUUGCUUCGGUCAUGCCAGCAGUUCCCCCUCUCCCCGAGAGGCUUAAGGUUUCAAAGGUUCUAGUCUUGGGUUCUGGAGGCCUCUCGAUUGGCCAGGCUGGAGAGUUUGAUUACUCUGGAUCGCAGGCGAUUAAAGCGUUAAAGGAAGAAAACAUAAAAACUGUAUUAAUGAACCCGAACAUCGCAUCAGUGCAGACGAACGAGGUGGGAACUAAGCAAGCGGACACAGUUUAUUUCUUACCUGUCACCCCAGAGUUUGUGACUGAUAUUAUUAAAACAGAGAAGCCGGAUGGGAUACUGCUGUCUAUGGGAGGGCAGACUGCCCUGAAUUGCGGUGUGGAGUUGUAUAAACAAGGAGUACUAGAGAAGUAUGGUGUUCAAGUGCUGGGGACUCCUGUCAGCUCAAUUAUGGCUACAGAAGAUAGACAGCUGUUUGCGGACAAACUACUGGAAAUCAACGAGAAAAUAGCUCCGAGCUUUGCAGUAGAAUCGCUGGAGGAUGCCUUCCAGGCCGCAGAGAAGAUUGGAUAUCCUGUCAUGGUGCGGUCCGCUUAUGCGCUUGGUGGCCUUGGCUCAGGUCUGUGCAAUGACAAAGAAAAGCUCAAAGAAGUUGCUGGAAAAGCCUUGGCUAUGACCAAUCAAAUUCUUGUAGAGCAGUCACUGCUGGGCUGGAAGGAGGUGGAGUAUGAGGUGGUUCGAGAUGCAGCUGAUAACUGUGUCACUGUGUGUAACAUGGAGAACUUUGACCCUUUGGGAAUUCAUACAGGUGAUUCAGUUGUUGUAGCCCCGAGUCAGACCCUGUCCAAUGAGGAAUACCACAUGCUGCGUGAAACUGCUAUCAAGGUGGUGCGUCAUUUGAACAUUAUAGGAGAGUGCAAUAUUCAGUAUGCCCUGCACCCCUCAUCCCUAGAAUACUGCAUCAUUGAAGUCAACGCUCGGCUGUCCCGCAGCUCAGCAUUGGCCUCCAAGGCCACUGGCUACCCAUUGGCUUUUGUGGCUGCCAAACUGGCCCUGGGAAUCCCCCUACCAGACAUCAAGAAUGCAGUUUCAGGGAAGACUACUGCGUGCUUUGAGCCGAGUUUGGAUUACAUUGUGACCAAGAUUCCACGGUGGGACCUUGACCGUUUCCAUGGAGCGUCCCGAGAGAUCGGCAGUUCAAUGAAGAGCGUUGGGGAGGUAAUGGCUAUCGGUCGUACGUUUGAGGAGAGUUUCCAAAAGGCCCUGAGAAUGUGUCACCCCUCUGUGGAAGGCUUUGUGCCUCGACUCCCAAUGAAGAAAUCGUGGUCUGAUGAUUUUGACCUGCAGAAGGAUCUGGCUGUUCCAUCUAUCACCCGGAUCUACUCCUUGGCAAAGGCAUUGCACAGUGGGAUCUCGGUGGAUGAAAUUUAUGACCUGACUGCUAUAGACAAAUGGUUCCUCUACCGGCUCAAGCAAAUAGUGAUGUUGGAGAAAGAAUUAAGCAAGCUCAACAGUGAAACCAUCACUGACGAAUUGCUGUUAAAAGCAAAGCAAGAUGGAUUUUCAGACCGACAGAUUGGGGACUGCAUUGGCCUAACUGAACUCGAUGCAAGGAAGCUGAGGGUACAAAGGAACAUUAAACCACAGAUUAAGCAGAUUGACACGCUUGCUGCAGAGUAUCCAGCUAUCACCAAUUAUCUGUACUCCACCUACCAUGGAGAGGAGCAUGACUUGGAUUUCAAUGAUCAUGGAAUAAUGGUGCUGGGAUGUGGACCGUACCAUAUAGGUAGCAGUGUGGAGUUUGAUUGGUGUGCUGUCUCCAGCAUCCGAACCCUGAGGCAGCUUGGGAAGAAGACUGUGGUGGUAAACCAUAAUCCAGAGACUGUGAGCACAGAUUUUGAUGAGUGUGACAGGCUUUACUUUGAGGAGCUCUCGCUAGAAAGGAUCUUGGACAUCUACGAACAGGAGAGUUGCAAAGGGUCCAUUAUUUCUGUCGGUGGACAGAUUCCAAACAACCUGGCUGUUCCGUUAUAUAAGUAUGGUGUGAACAUUCUGGGCACCAAUCCAAUGCAGAUUGACCGUGCUGAGGAUCGUGCAGUCUUCUCCGGAGUGCUUGAUGAGCUCCAAAUUUCCCAGGCCCCAUGGAUGGCUGUCAAUUCUUUGGAUGAUGCACUUUCAUUUGCUGAGACUGUGGGCUACCCCUGCUUGCUGAGGCCAUCUUAUGUCCUAAGUGGUUCAGCGAUGAACGUAGCUCACGAUGCGACAGAGAUGAAGAAAUUCCUUGCGGAGGCGGCUCGUGUCUCUCAGGAACAUCCAGUUGUUCUCACCAAAUUUGUUGAAGGAGCUCGGGAGGUUGAAGUUGAUGCAGUUUCAAAGGAGGGGAAGGUGCUGGCUCAUGCGAUCACUGAGCACGUGGAAGAUGCAGGUGUUCAUUCCGGAGACGCAACAUUGAUUCUCCCAACACAGACCAUCAGCCAAGGAGCCUUGGAGAAGGUGAAAAUUGCAACCAGGAAGAUAUCCAGAGCGUUCGAGAUUUCUGGCCCUUUCAAUGUACAGUUUCUUGUGAAGGGAAAUGACGUGAAGGUGAUUGAAUGUAACCUCAGGGCAUCCAGAUCCUGCCCCUUUGUCUCAAAGACCAUUGGAGUUGAUCUCAUCAAUGUGGCCACGCGAGUAAUGAUUGGAGAGAGCAUGGAUGAGUCAUCCCUACCAUCACUGGAAAAUCCCAUCAUACCUACUGAAUAUGUGGGCAUCAAGGCUCCCAUGUUUUCUUGGCCACGUCUGAGGGAUGCAGACCCUAUUCUACGCUGUGAGAUGGCAUCGACUGGAGAGGUUGCUUGCUUUGGGCCAAAUAUUUAUUCUGCAUUCCUGAAGGCGAUACUGUCCACAGGCUUCAAAUUACCUCAGAAAGGGAUUCUCAUUGGAAUUCAGAGCUCCUUUCGAUCAAAGUUCCUUGACACUGCACAACAGCUUCAUGAGCAGGGAUUCAAGCUUUAUGCAACAGAAGGCACGUCAGCUUGGUUAAAUGCCAAUGAUGUGCCCACAGAACCCGUGUCAUGGCACACUGCAGAAGACCACAGCUCCUCGGCUCCUUCCUUUACCAAACUAAUUCAUGAUGGAGUCAUUGACUUGGUGAUAAACCUGCCCAACAACAACACCCGCUUUAUGAGGGAAAACUACCUGAUCCGAAGAAUGGCCAUUGAUCAUGCAAUACCCCUCAUUACCAAUUUCCAGGUGGCAAAACUUUUUGCUGAAGCGAUUAAAGACUGCGGUAAAUUGGAUUCUACCAGCCUGUACCACUACCGAGAGAAUAGUGUGAUCAGAGGAUUGCAGUGAGUGGCUGCCAUUAGCCUGGCUUGUGCAGGUCCUCACUCCAAGUGUACAAAGUUGGUUCUCUGAUACAGACAAAACCUGCUCUUGUUUGUAACAGUUUAAUAAAGAAAGAGAGAGAUUUCAUUGUGACCAUGACUUUCACCUAAUUCAGAUCUUGUUUAGGAAGUUUAAGCACUAUGUAAAUAACUCCUUGUUUUUAUUUUCUCUAUUUUCUCCCCACAAUAUGUGUAAAUGGAAAGGAGAACUUCACACUGUGAGUUAUGGUGUCUGACAGGAACAUUAAGACUACCCCACCUUCUCCUGCCUAACAGCUGGACCUAAUGAAAUACCAGCCUGAUUUGCUUCAACUCUAGAAGUCUUAAAACUCUGUCUGCCCCACAAAGCACUGUCUGAACUUCUCCAAACCCUGUGGCAUUCAUAGGAUUUCAGUUCACUACUUCGGACUGAGCAGACAAUUUAUUUGCAAUAGGAGUUAUGUCCCUCUUUCUGGGCGGCUUUCUGAGGUGUACUCCAUUGCAAGCGCUGAAGCCCCUUUGUCUUUACCUCGAAAGUGGUCCUGAAAUGAUGUGUCAGUGUCUCACUUUCCAUCAGUGAUUACAAAGCAGUGGUACAAUUUGACAUUCUACCUCGAGCAGGCAGCUAGAGUAAUGUGAUUUCUUGCAUAGGAGCAUUGGAAAUGGCCCCGUUUACAUUGACAGACAGAGAUUAGUCAGCCUAGCAUUGGAACCCAAUUAUGUGCCCUGAAUUGCCAUCUGACCCCUACCUCCAGCAUCCCCAUCCCCCUGACGAUUUUGUACUAGUGCUGACUUGAAUGAAGGAAAUAUAAAUUGCAGAUUUACAACAUAUUUUCUCAUUUUCCCCACUGCCACUGCCAUUAUAGCCUUACCAGACACUCUUCUUCUCCACUGCGUGUAUAUCUAUGUACAUUGAUGGCCCUGAAGUGGGAACAAGCUCACUGUUCUCAGCCCACACCUGUAAUACCAAUGAGAACACUGGUUCUCAGCAUCAGGUGGGCUUAUUGAUUGUGGAAAAGCACCCUCUAUGGUUUAGUGGGCACCCAUCAGUGUCAGUCACACCCCCUGGCCUCAUCACAAUAUUGCAGGAGUAGUUCCAAAGAAUGUGGAGUUGCAAAACGUCGCUGUCAGUAAGAUGUGCCUGAUGAGAUGUAACCGAUUGGCACCACAUGCCGGGCUGCAUGCUGACAGUUUUUUUUCAUAGUGCUUUGUGUUCAUUUCAUUCCGCUGCUGUAAACCAGUAUAAUUCCUUUUAACUGUAA